This is a messenger RNA of Penicillium maclennaniae, 519 nucleotides long. RefSeq names its product ankyrin repeat-containing protein ANK1. Gene Ontology annotation, molecular function: protein binding. The transcript is spliced from 3 exons. Bases 1 to 519 code for a protein of 172 amino acids. Lineage: Eukaryota; Fungi; Ascomycota; Eurotiomycetes; Eurotiales; Aspergillaceae. The record is from RefSeq and is a predicted model, not a curated record.
AUGGCCGAAGACGAAGGAGCCUCUCCUCGCGAGUUGAUCGUGGAAGCCUGCCGCCGAGACCAGCCGCACCUGAUCGAGCAAGUUCUGGACAGCAUGAACGAGAAAUCAAAUGAGGAGGUGGCACAAUUCUUCAAUGAGGUGACAGAUGCCUUGGGAAAUCACGCAUUGCACAUAUGCGCAACCUAUGGCAGCUACGACGCGAUGGACUCUCUCUUCGACAUACAGUACUUUGAGUGCGACCCGCUCACUCGGUCGGACAAAGACACACCAUUACACCUCGCUGUGCGAUACGCCAACGAGAAGGACGAGGAGUUGGGUACGGAGAUGGUGAAAAUGAUGUGUGAGGCUGGCUGUGAUCCCCGGGUGCGGAACAAGCACGGCCAAAAACCUGCCGAUCUGGUCUUCAAUAAGCCCGAGAUUAAACAGACUCUUCAGCAGGCUGAGUACAUCCUCGCUGAGGGCAUUCAGAAUGACGGGGACGAGGACAUGGACCAUGACAGCGCCAGUGACAGCAACUAG